AUGGCCUCGAACACGAAGCAAGAGUCCCCCGAGAAUGCCGCGCAGACCCCUCUGCAAUUGAUCUCUCAGGGAGUUUGCCUUCCAGGAAUUCCUCAGCAUCCAACUUUCACUGCCCAAAGGCAAUGGAUCCUGGAGCAGAUGGCACUUGCCUUUCGCGUCUUCGCACGAAAGGAUUAUACGGACGGUAUGGCCGGCCACAUUUCGGUUCGGGACCCAGAGAACCCGCACACAUUUUGGACAAACCCACUAGCAGUGCACUUUGGGGUAUUGAAGGCGAGUGACAUGAUCCUGGUCAACUAUGAGGGCAUGCCGAUCGGUGGAAACACGAGACGGCCAGCAAACGCUGCGGGGUUUAUAAUCCACAGUGCUGUACACAAGGCUCGACCGGAUGUCGAAGCUGCCUGUCACACUCAUAGUCCGCAUGGAAUGGCAUGGAGCGCUUUCGGAAGACCUCUGGAAAUGUUGACCCAAGACGCUGCGUACCUCUAUGGCGACGCACAAGCCGUCUAUCAGGAUUUCGGAGGUGUUGUACUCACCGAGGAAGAAGGCAAUCGGAUUGGUGCUGCUCUAGGCGCAAAGGGCAAGGGCAUGGUACUACAAAAUCAUGGCCUUUUGACGGUUGGCUCGACCGUCUCGGAGGCAUGCUUCUUGAUGACCUUGAUGGAGCGCGCCUGUCAGUGUCAGUUACUCGCUGAGGCGGCGGCAGCGAAUGGGCUGCCAAAGGUCUUUAUACCAGACGAGAGCGCAAAGUAUACAUUUGAGAACUCGAGCGACCCUGAAACGCUCUUUUGGGAGGGGCAGCCAGACUUAGAAUUCGAGGCAUACAUGUGCAAAGGCGAGCAUCGAAAUUGA
This is a messenger RNA of Penicillium antarcticum, 852 nucleotides long. RefSeq lists its product as uncharacterized. Lineage: Eukaryota; Fungi; Ascomycota; Eurotiomycetes; Eurotiales; Aspergillaceae. Gene Ontology annotation, molecular function: actin filament binding. The record is from RefSeq and is a predicted model, not a curated record. Bases 1 to 852 code for a protein of 283 amino acids. The transcript has 5 exons. Gene Ontology annotation, cellular component: cytoskeleton.